AUGCGUGCAUCCCGGGUAACGCGCGUGUAGCCCGGGUCAGGUAGGCCUACCGUACAGCGAUGGCUGCUGAGGAAAGCUUGUCGAUCGUUUUUGUAUUAGGAUCGGUACCAGAAGAGCGGCUUUGUCCCAGGGUGGCAACGUACCUGCGUAACGUGUUCGAAAGCAGUGGUCACACCGUGAGUGUAGUUGACACUCUGUGGUCGCCGUACAUGCAGACAGGGCAGAGAGCUGGAGACUCUAACCAAAAUCGAGACUGGCUUGUGAAGCCGUGUGACACCAUACAUUCCAGCGACGCGGUCGUCGUCAUUUCGUCGGAAUACUGCCACGUAGUUCCGCCGGUGUUGACGCACGUCGUUGGCGUUACAGGGAAAGUUGCCUUUCGCGGCAAGCCUUGCGGAAUCGUGACGUAUUCAAAUGGUCCAUACGGUGCGGUGAGGGUGACCGCUCAGCUGAGGACGCUCAUGGCGUCGGUGGGCUGUUUCGUCGUGCCAUUCACGCUGCCGCUGUGUCGCGUACAGGAUCUGAUCGACGAGAGUGGCACCAUGCUGUCGACGAGCGCCGACUUCGGCUCGAAGAAACUCGUGCGCCACUUACACUGGUACGCGCUCGCGUUCAAACUGCAUAGCAAUUCGAGAGCUCAGCCACGCGACGAGAAUGCGAUCACCCAGUGAUGCUGACGUGGUGACGUGGCGAGCGGAGAAUGUUCAGGGUUUAAUAUGGUGACGUAUCAGGGUAAUUAUUCCAGGGUUAUGCGGUGAUAUAGCAGAGGAAUAUUCCGGAUUGAUGUGGUGACGUAUCAGGGUAAUAUUCCAAGCUAAUGUGGUGACGUAGCAGGUUAAUAUUCCAGGUUAAUGUGGUGACAUAGCUAGAGAAUAUUCUAGGUUUAUAUCGUGACAUGGUGCGGAGAAUGUUUUAGGUUAAUGUGGUGACAUAGCAUGCAUGUAUUAUCCGGUUUAUGUGGUGAAAUGGUGUAGAGAGAAUGUUAUAGGGUAAUAUAGUAACAUAGCAGUGGAUUUUCUUCCUAGGUUGAUGUACUGACAAUCGAACAAAGAAUGUUAUGGGCAUAUUAUCAUAAAUACAUAUGAUAUGUGUAUUGUAUGAUAGACGUGGUUCUUUGUUGACGUGGUAACACGGCACGGGAAACGUUCUGGUUACGACUUCAAGUUCAAGUUCAAGUAAAAUUUAUUUUCAUCGGUAUAUAAUGAACAUUAUUAACAUAAGCUAAGAACUUUUGCACCGAUAUCAAACAAGAGUAAAUAGAUGGCGCGGAGAAUAUUAUGGCUUACAUAUAGUAACACGAAUUAAUAAUACAUCGGUGAUUAAUUAUUGAGAUAAUACUAGAUUUUGAAGGUAGCCUGCCGCGGGAAACGUUGAGGUGGAUGUAAUAACAUGGCGCGAGGAAUGCUUCGUGCUAACUAUAUAUGGCUCUGAGUUGACGUAAUAACAUGGCGCGAGGAACAUUCUUGGUUGUUGUAAUAAUAUGGCGCGAAGAAUGUUCUCGAUUGACGUUAUUAAUUCGUGACGAGGUUAUGUGGUGCAAUAAAAUGUGUAACGCUGCGCACAAAUGAUGUAACUGAUGAGUACAGUAUUACGCUACAGUGACGUAUGUAACGCUAUGAGUCUAAAGCCCACUACACCUACUUCUCACGAUAAAAAAUGAAAAAGAUACAGAAGACGGAAAAAGAAAAAAAAAGAAAAACAAGAAACAUGAGAAGAAGAA
Messenger RNA from Priapulus caudatus, 1720 nucleotides. RefSeq lists its product as uncharacterized. Gene Ontology annotation, cellular component: cytosol. NCBI's taxonomy places the organism in Eukaryota, Metazoa, Priapulida, Priapulimorpha, Priapulimorphida, Priapulidae. Gene Ontology annotation, molecular function: FMN binding; oxidoreductase activity. Bases 60 to 671 code for a protein of 203 amino acids. The transcript has 3 exons. The record is from RefSeq and is a predicted model, not a curated record.